Molecule: messenger RNA, 8396 nt
Organism: Gadus macrocephalus (Pacific cod)
Lineage: Eukaryota; Metazoa; Chordata; Actinopteri; Gadiformes; Gadidae
Gene: mia2
Product: MIA SH3 domain ER export factor 2
Exons: 27
Coding region: 139-7467 (2442 amino acids)
Biological process (GO): protein secretion; vesicle cargo loading; endoplasmic reticulum to Golgi vesicle-mediated transport
Cellular component (GO): endoplasmic reticulum exit site; endoplasmic reticulum membrane
Molecular function (GO): protein binding
Source: RefSeq, a predicted model, not a curated record
CAGCUCUCUUCAUUUGCUUUUGAGCCGAUCGUGACAGCAACUAUCUGGAGUCAAUGUCCACCUUGGUGGCACAACUACCUAGGUAUUUGUCGAACAUGGGGAUUCGUUCCUUGAGCCAUUAUUGUUAAAACGCCCGGUAUGGUUAUUCAAUGGUCUGGCCGUGGCCUGCACAGCGCCUUUGUGAUCCUCUUAUUAUUCUCACCAUAUAUGUCAUGUUCCCUGUUGUCAGACUACAAAAUCUGCGGCGAUGCUGAAUGCGAAAGCCUCAUGAGCAGAGUGCAGGCCACUGAGGACCACCGUGGGAAGGACUGCCGGUUCCUGAGCUUCAACAGAGGAGACACCAUUUUUGUUUACCAUAAGCUGACUGGAAGGAGACAGGACCUCUGGGCAGGAAGUAUUGACAAACAGUUUGGAUAUUUUCCGAAAGACACCGUCAAGGAGGAGCAGGUGUAUGCAACUGCAGAGAAAGUUGUACAAACCCAGGAAUUUGACUUCUUUUGUCUGGACGAGAAUGGCUAUCCCACGGACUCAAGCCAACUGGAGACGGAUGAAGAUGAUGCCAAUGUUGACAAUGACCAUCAGGGAAACCCUAACUCUGAAGCCAACCAUGGCAGUCCCGACACCAAACUCAAAGAGGAUUCAAUGUCACAAGAUCAGUCGAGGUUUAACCACGGAGACGCGCUGUCUGAAAACCACAGAGAAGCUGAAGAUUCCGCCGGAACACUUGAAAACAUGGAUCCCGGGGAUGGCAGUGGAGACGGGCAUGAGCCAAACGAGCAAGGUGGGUCUCCCUCUUCUUCCUCAUCAUCAUCCUCCUGGUUUGGUUCAACAGUGACAGGACUCCUGGGUAUGCAACGAGGGUCAGAGCAUGCAGAGAUAGAGAACACCCCAGAAGAAGAGGAGGAGGAGGCAAAGGCAGAGGAAGGAGACAAUUCUUUGGCUGCCUCCGUGACACAAUGGCUGGGAUAUGUUGAACAGGGGGAAACUGAUGAAGCCACGCUAGCACAGGAUGAAGAGGGAACAGAAAGUGGGGGUACCGAAUCAGCUUUUACCUCGACUAUGAAUUCCUGGUUCGGUUAUGGAAAUGAGAGAACAGAGAAUGCUGAAAAAAGUGUGAAACAUGAAAUUGAAAUAGUGGAGGAAGAGGAAAGAAAAGAGACAUUUAGGAGUAGGAAGUUUGCUCUGGACCUAGAAAGCCACCAACAAGAGGAGGAGUUAGCUGUUCCUGGGACAUUUGAUUGGCUCGGAGAUUCAUUGUCAAGCACGAUUGGGUUUGGUACUACCCGUCAGGUUUCAGGGCAGGAAAGAAAAACUGACAAAGAGGAGGUUGAAAAUAAUAAUGUAAAGCCUUCCCCAUCUCACUCCUGGAAUGACCUUGGGAUUGGGGAUGUUUUAGGCUUUGGUAAGACUGCAGGCAAAAUGGACAGCACAGUGGAAAGUGAAUGGAAAGAAAAAGAUAUUGACGUGGAAAAACAUGCAGUGCUCCAGAGUAUAGAGACCAGUCCAUCGCAAAUGAUCCAGGACAUGAGAGAGCCUACAAACAUCCACAACGUGGACACCUGUCUGUCACCACCACCAUCAUCACUCCCACAACAACUACCCGGUGAGAAAAUAAUAAUGACAGAUUAUAGAGUUCAAACAAAAGCUAAAGUGCUAGUAGCAGGAGUAAACAGUGAAGAGGAUAGUGUGUCCAACACCAUUGACUUUCCACAAAGUAGAGAGGAAAGUCCAAUCGAGACCGAUUUGAGAGACACAUUGUCACUCAAUGUUAAUAGUGAUAUUGAUGAUGUGUCAGAUAGUAUUAGCAUGAUGACAGAUAAUGAAUCAGAGGGAGCUAAUCUUGAUGAGGUCAAAGCUCUCCAUAUCAGGUUGGAAAAGGAUCCCAAGACGGAUCCCGCAAGUGACAGCUUUCUGUCUGACCUGGAUAAUGUCCUGUCACUAGAUCAGGUAGAUGAUUAUGAUGACAAUGAAAAGGGGGGAGGGACGAAGGAAGCAGAUGAGGAUGUUUCUGCACAAACCAAGGACGGAAAUGACCCAGAUUUAACGCAAUAUUCAUUAGAAAGUGAAAAUGAUGAAGUGUCAGUAGAAGCAGUGUUUGAUGGCAAAGCUGCUAAACAUGAGGAGGAUACAACUGAAACAGGAAUACUCAACCCAGGCGUAGCACCAACUAAUACAGCAGGGGACCAAAUAUCUGCUUCUACACAGUUUCAUGAUCCAAUGCAACAAAAUCAAGGGAAUUACAUGAAUUCAAGAAAUGGAGAAGAGACAGUUCAGGCAACUGACGAUGGACUCCACCUCACCUUUGAAGCUGAAGAGCUCAAUAGUUCCCAUCUUGAGGCCUUAUCUGACAGUGUGGCAAGAAAAACGGCGGAAACUGAAAUGAACAAGAUGAACACACACAUUAUCUCUGCUGCGACUCAAGUAGAACAAGCAGUAGAGCUGAGGACUGACUCAGCCCUCGAUCAGCUUAGCCUCAAGGAGGCUGGCAAAUCUAAACACACACUGAGCUACUCUGAAAGACAAUCCGAGGAAAAUAAAAUAAGUUUGACCUCUCAUGAUAUACAUACUGGAAUAGUGGAUGGGUAUCCUAAUGUGGAUACCAUAGAUCACCCCUCUGGUCCUCCACCAAUGCCAGGGAGCCCCGAACGCAGUGGUGUUAAUACAGACGUUGUACAUUUAGACCCUUUUAAGAUAGGUGCAGUGCCUGAUGAGAACACCCCAGAAGAAGAUGAGGAGGAGGCAAAGGCAGAGGAAGGAGACAAUUCUUUAGCUUCCUCGGUGACACAAUCGCUGGGAUAUGGUGCACAGCGGGGAACUGAUGAAGCCAAGCUUGGACAGGAUAAAGAGGGAACAGAAAGAGUUGAAACAAAAACUAAAGUGCUAGUAGCAGGAGUAAACAGUGAAGAGGAUACUUUGUGCAACACCAGUGACCUUUCACUUGAACAAAGUAGAGAGGAAAGUCCAAUCGAGACAGAUUUGAGAAACACAUUGUCACUAAAUGUUAAUAGUGACAUUGAUGAUGUGUCAGAUAGUAUUAGCAUGUUGUUGAUUACAGAUGAUGAAUCAGAGGCAGCUAAUCUUGAUGAGGUCAAAGCUCUCCAGAUCAGGUUGAAGAAGGAUCCCAAGACGGAUCCCUCAAGUGACAGUUUUCUGUCUAAACUGGAUAAUGUCCUGUCACAAGAUCAGGAAGAUGAUUAUGAACACAAUGAAAAGGGUGGAGAGACGAUGGAGGCAGAUGAGAACGUUUCUAAACAAACCAAGGAGGGAAAUUAUCCAGAUUUAAGGCAAUAUUCAUUAGAAGCCGAUGAAGGAUCAGUAAAAGCAGUAUUUAAUGGCAAUGGUGGUAAACAUGAGGAGGAUAAAACUGAAACAGGAACCCUCAACCCAGGCGUAGCACCAGCUAAUUCAGCAGGGGAACAAAUAUUUGCUUCAACACAGUUUCAUGACACAAGUUUGACCUCUCAUGAUAUACAUACUGGAAUAGUCGAUGGGUUUACUAAAAUGGAUACCAUAGAACAACCCUCUGGUCCUCCACCAAUGGCAGGGAGUCGUGAACGCAGUUGUGAUAAUAAAGACGGUGAACAUUUAGACCAUUUUAAGAUAGGUGCAGUGCUUGAUGAAGAACAACCUGUAACAGAAGCUCAGAUAGCUGAUGGGGGCGAUGUCCUUGAUAGCGACAAUUUUCACGAAAGUGUUGAGCCGUUGGUUUCUCUAUUUGAAAAUCCCAAAUCGACAACUGUGGAAAACACUAUUAGUGACACUGUGAUAAAAAUGGAGGGAAAGGAAAUGCAAGAGAGAGAUGAAGACACUGAAAUAGUGGAGAAAUUGCAAAUGGAAAAUACAGAGAGCCUGCAUCUAGCUGUUAAGAAUCAUUCGAGUUGGAUCAGAGAUAAUGAGAGCAAAGUGCGAGCCACAGAAAGUCUGAAACAGGACCAGAUUAUCAUGGAUGAACCUUACAGAGAAGAGGAGUCAGAUUAUGCUCCCACAAACGAAUUUCAACCAGAUAAUAUUGACCAACUGUAUUCAGGUGUGGCCACCUUUCCUGAGCCUUCAAUAAAUGAGAAGACCGAAUCUAAUCAUCAAAGCGUUAUCACAGAUCAGGUCACAACAAUUGUAGAGGAAGGCGAAAAUGUGAACUCUGAUAAUUAUGAUGUAAGCAUAACGGAACAAUCUGAUAGCAUUGUUGUAAACAGUGAUGACAUUAGUAUGAUUUCAGCCUCACACAAUGAUGCAGUUUCUUCAGUGCAGGCUGUUAUUGUUGAUUCUUUGAAACCUGACUUUCCCGUUGAAGAUAAAGAUACAGUUAGGCCUGAAAGUGUUGGUGGGGCUUUUGGUAUGUUCAAAAAUGCUUUUAGUUACUUCAGUCCAACCCCCAGUGCUGAAAACCAUAAUUUGAAGCCAAUUCCUGACAGCAGUGGCAUAGGGAAGACAUUCAAGCCAGAGGGUUCUUUGACAUCGGAACAAGUUACACAUUUUAUCGCGGAUACAACUCUCGGAAAAGGAGUUGUACCCGACAUCCCUGUCUCCUCCAACACAUUACAGCCUCCGCUCCAGGAACACUCUCAACAUCCAGCCCCAGAAGUACCAAUUAAAGAAGGCACAGCGACAGCUCCGACAAAACCCAAGGCCCUCCAAGGCUAUUUCAGUGUCGAGGAGACCGCCCUUUUAACUGAGCUCUUCGGUCGACACAAACUGCAGUGGGUGGAUUUUAUCCUCAGAAAUCCUGAGAGCACUGGUGAAGACAUGGGUAAUGACCGGUCUCUUCUCCUUGAUAUGGAAAGUCUCUUGCUCUACCAUGUUGGCCAACUGGCACAAAGGCAAGACAAUACAGAACAAACCGGAGAGCUCACUGGCCUGAAGAAACUUCAAAUUCUGUUGGCCAGAGUUAAAGAAAUUCUCAACAUUGGCCAAUCAGAGGUUGUUAACACAAACAAUGAAGAUGAUGCCAGCUGCAUCAGCACACCUUGUCUCUCGACAGAAAAUGAUAAACAGACUGCCAUGGGAAAGCCAAGAAAGACAAGAGGAUCAUCAGAAAGUGUAUCAGAAAAGACCCCAACACGCCCAGGGGUAAUAAGGCAGUUGAUGGAUUUUGUUCACCAUUCCACAAAAGAUGUAUGUCUCCAGCUCCUGGCGGUGAAUGAGCUGCUCAGAACGCUCAUUGUGCAGGUGGUGUUGGUGCUGCCCGACGACAUCAGACCUGGACCUGACCUAUAUGGAGUGCCAUGGGAACCAGUCAUCAUCACCAGCCUGGUGGGGCUGGUCACUAUAUGGAUGUUCAGCUGUCGAUUUUGUAAUUCUGUCAAAAGCAGAAUGUAUCGAGGUAAAGAGAGGCGUGUGGCAAUGCACAUAGCAGACCUGCUGAAUGACAAGUGUAAAGUCCUGGAGGCUGUCAGCAAGGUCCAGACAGAGUAUGAUGAGUUGGAGGGUGUGCUGAGGGACAGCGGUGUCUUGGCCCAAACUGAAAAAGCAGAACAGCUGGAGCUCCAGUUCAGCCAAUUGGAGAGUUCAAAUCAGGACUUGGAGAGGGAUUUGGAGUUUCUGAAAGAGCAACUGAAAAUACAUGGAGAGCAUCGGGUACAGCAAGAGAGAACGAUAGCCGAGCUGGAGGAAAGCAUUAAAGCCAGUGAAAAAGAAACCAAGGAACUCCAGGCCCAAGAAGAAGAGGCUGUGACGACUCUGAAGAUCUACAACAUGAACAGUGAGCGUCUCCAGAGGAACCUGGAGUCAGCCGAAGAGGAGAACAUACUGCUCCAAGAGAGCAACACGCAGUUGAGUGAGCAGAUGGAGGGCUGGGUGGAGCGUGUGAGUGAGCUGGAGGACGAGAUGAGGAGGUGUGAGGCUGCCCACACAGGGAUGCAGCAGGACGUAGACACCAAGGACCAUCGCAUCAAGUACCUGACAGAUCGUCUGCUGAGCAUGAAGGCGUUGGACUCUGACCUGGAGCAGAACGACGAAGGAGAGAGAGAUGAGUCCAACGGGGAUGAGAAGGAGAGGCAUCUUCAGAAAGUCCAGAAGCUAAUUUAUGCUGCAAAGUUGAAUGCAGACCUCAAAUCGAUGGAUGAAGAUAAGGACAGAACGUUUGCCAAGCUGAACGAUGAAAUCCAAGCUAAAGAAGAACUCCAACAGGGCAUCAAGGGGCUAGAGGAGGAGCGGACCACACUGCAGACACAGGCGGAGCAUUACACAGAGCAGGUCCAACGGCUGCAGCAGAAACUGCUGAUCAUGACAGAGAUGUACCAAGAGAACGAGCUGAAACUGCACAGACUGUUAACGGUGGAAGAGAAGGAGCGCCUGCAGAAGGAGGAGAAGCUGAACAAAGCAGAUAAGAAUAUAUCUUUGGCCAUGGAGGAACUAGACAACUACAGGCAGCAGGCUGAGAACAUGGAGGAAGAGCUGGGAAAGACCAAGCAGUCGUACCAGACUCAGAUCUCCUCUCACGAGAAGAAGGCUCACAAUAACUGGUUGGCAGCGCGUUCCGCAGAGCGAGACCUGGCCGACAUCCGGAGAGAGAACACUCUGCUCAGACAGAAGCUGACAGAUACGCAGUUUAAACUGGACAGCAUCGACAAGGACCCCUAUGCCUUGGACAGCCUGGCUAGACCACUGCCUUUCAGAGGUGAGCGAUCCCCUUACGGCCCCUCCCCUCUGGGUCGCCCUGCCUCAGAGACCAGGCCCUUCCUGUCUCCCCCCACUCUGAUGGAAGGACCCUGUUCCAGAUUGUCUCCCAGAGUGCCUCGUGUCCCACUAGAGCCCCCUGGUGGUGGGAGGGAGCUGAUGGAGCGGAGCGGUGGUCCGCAUUCUGAUGGCUCCAACUCUCCCACAUGGGAGAGGGACCGCCGGGGCCCGCCCCCGCCUCCCGGGCACCUCGGACCCCCAGGAUACAUGUUCCCAGAUCCCGGGCCCCCCAUGUACCGGAGACCCCCGCCCAUGGGCCUCCCACCCCCCCAUCUCCUGCACUCCGGACCACCCGGACCCAUGCCGCUAGGGCCCCCCAGGGGCCACCCAGCCGCACUUGGACCCUCGGGAACCCCCAUGCCCAUGGACAAUCAGCCCCGUCUUGCUGAGCUGAGGCCUGAGGUCGAGGGCCGCAUGGGGGGAGACGCUGGCCCUCCCGGACCUCCCGGACCUCCCUUCCCUCGCCGGGGCCCCCAUGGGCCCCUGCCCCAUGAUUUCUACCCCCCACUUUCCAGGGGGCCGGAUGGGGGUCCCAGGAUGCCGAUGUGGCGCCCUCCUCCACACCCAGGGGCCAUGUUCCCGCCGUCUCGGAUGCUGCCCCCAGGCGGCCCUCCUCCUCUCCUUCCUAACCAGCCGUCCCCCUAUCCCUCUGGGGUGCGCCCUCCCUUUCCCUCAGCCCCCGCUGCCCAUCUACCUCCUCUCUCCAUGGACCCCCGGGUCAGCCCCCCAGAACAGACGCCCACACCACCAGCGCCGAGCGGGCAGGCUCCCUCGCCGCACCAGCUCCUCUGAGCCUCUGAAGGGCUGCCCCUCCUUGUUCCUUCAAGGGAGUUUCAUUCAGGUUUGGUACGACAUUUUAAAGGAGACUGAGAAUCCUGGAAGCUCUUCCCUCUUUGGGUUUGAUACGUCUUCACUUAAUGAUUGUUCUGAGCAGCAACAUGAUAAACCUGCUUCAUCUCACAUUUACUCAUCCUUCCUGCUUCACGUGUUCUCCUCUCCGCUCCUUCCUCUCUGUCUUCACUGCUGGUGUUUGCGGUGAACAGGUGUUUCCCGUCUGUCGUCGCCAUGGUGAUGGUGUCUGGUAGACCUUUGCGGGCUGUUUUUCCGUUUCCUGUGUGAGACUUACGCAGCAGGAACAACAUGUGAGCACAUAUACACGCUCUGUCUGUUUUUGAGCUGACGGUCAAAAGACAAACACUGAUUAUCAGCAGAAACAACCAGCCUCGCCACCUUAAUUCUUUGUCAGAUCCCUCCGGACGACCGUUUGUAUAGGGGAAUAUGGUGUAUGGUUGAACAGUAUUGGAGAAGAAUGGCAAGCUGUAAUCUGCCCAUGUCAGUCCUCUUGGUUUCACCUGAACAAAAAUGAGAAUAUAGUUUUCUGUAGAUAAUCUUUACUCAAUUGUAAAUAUCAUGUGACCUCUGGAUAUCGGAUUGUAUCACUGGUCCGUUAAAGACUGAGUGAGGACUAAAUUAUGCUAGAAUGUGAAUGAAAAUGAAACACAUUGUUACCUUUUUAAAUUCAGCGAUUAGUUGACUGACUUAAUAGAAUGGUCAUUUGAAAUGGAGGGGAACAGGAGGAAAAUGUUGUGCGCUAUGUGCCGUCCGUGGUGAUACAUAUUGGAUCAGUGACUGGAAGAGCGGCCUUUUGAAGGGCCAGAGGUUACAAUGAUUGAAUUUGUAUUGUAAAGAGAAAGUUGUAAUAAACAUUGCUUGUGAAAUCA